CUUUCCGAACUCGCGUGUCGCAGGGAAUGUUGGUCGCAAGAGUAGAACCUCCAGAGAUAUGGGAGGCAGUCAGAGUUCAUCUGUGCGUCACCUGCGAUCAGAUAAAAGCUCUGGAGCUGGAGGCUACAGUCAUUUCUGUGCUGUGGUUGAGCUUCACUGCAAUUUGAGAACCAACAUAACCUCCUUAGAACUACUUGAUCAUGCUGCAACACACUUCACGCCCGGUCACUAUCUGUUGGUUCGCAAUAUUGUGUUACGGCCAACUCACCAGCAAACGCAGGUUGUUAACACACUAUGUGAUACGAAACAUACGCAUCCACCUCUAAGGGCCGCACGCUUCAACACACUUCUCAUGGCCGAUCUCAGCACCCUUGCUCUAAUGACCACGUCGAGAGCAUACACCUUGAAGCCGCGCCCCAAGAACCUGUCAACUACAGCUACCCUCAUCCACCGACUUCGGCAUCCUUUGCGCAUGCAGUGUGUUCGCCAGCCUUCUCUGCUUCCCUCCAACUCUGGCUCGGUACGCGCCGAGUCUGUUCAGCGACACCCGAGGGUCGCAGAUGAGUGGCUCGAAGGGUUGCCAUACGAACUGAUCGAGGUCGAAGACCAAGGCGAGUAUACUGAACAACGGUACGGUAACGUGGACGUGUAUUGGAACAGCGUCAUGGUGGAAGCAAGUCCUGACGAACAGGAAAGGAGACGCGUAGCCAAGGAAGGCAAGAGGCGAGAGAAGAGACACGGUCGCGUUUUCGACAACACUGAGCAGCUCUACCAGGCGUACAACAAUCGUCCACGAAACAAUGAGGCAAGACAAUUCAGAGCAGUACCAGAACCUGCAAGGUCCCUCGACAAUGCUCCCUCAAUACCAGCGCGACCCGACGGAUGCUCCCACCCUGUUAGCCAGUCUCAACAUGACGCUGACGAGGACCGCUUUAUUACUCUCACCGAAAGAACAAGUGUUGCCAACCUCAAUGCAUAUCAAGCAGACAGCUCUCGACUAACGUGGAACUCAGCGCUCACCCAGAUCCUAGCCAGCCCCGGUGUUGAUCCUUCAAUAUCUUCAGCGAUCAGAGCGCGAGCGCGUAGUACAUCUGGAACUAAGCAUGGGGGCACUGAUGAAGUAGACAUGCGUGAAGUCAGCAUGGUCCCGAACUUCAGUUACCCUGUUGCAAAUGUACGCUGGUACGAUGCAUGUCAGGCCUCAGACUGGCCUUAUUCCGGUGGUGAGGAGUGCGACAACAACGUCGAAGACGCAAAAAGUCAGGGCCGUCUUCUGAACGGCUGUGGUACCUCUAGGACGGGCACUAAUGACGACGUAAGCUUUCUGGAUCUCACACAAUUAAUUAACAUCGACGAAGACUCGCUGUAUCGCGCGCCUACAACGACACCGGCAGAAAAUAGGAUGUCAGAUCCAGGCUCGAUGCUUCGAGACAUCCUGGAUCCCGAGGAACUGGAGAUGUACCGAGAGAUCAUGAGCCACAACCCUCGAUUUACAGCCUCCCUUGAUCGUACCGAGAAAAGGGCUGAGAACAGGCAAGUUCUCCUGGUCGCGAAGCUGUGUUCGGUAAUUGAGGAUCUGAUAGAAAGGCUUGCUGAACUUGAAGGAUGCGAACAGAGCCGCAAGAUCAAGCAGGAAGUCGACGGGUAUGAGAAUUUGUACAUCAGUGAUGCGGGUAAGUUGGUCAGGGCGUUUGAUCUUAUGGAUCUUGUGCUGGAGGGGUUUUGGGGACGGGAGUGCACGUUGUUGAAUACGCUGCUUGGUGUGAAGGAGCGGAAGGAUAGGUGGAGGAAUGUUUUAUUGAGAUUGUUGACACAGAGGACUGGCACACACGACGGUGGAAGGCCAUAUUCACGGGAAAACGGCACGGACUGUCCCCUUCUCGGCAGUACUGCAAGCUCAUCCGAGUCUGGGGGAAGAAUGAGUAGUAAUGGAUCUCUGGGCAAGAAAGAGCUGGAUGCAUUACUCCUCAUUGCAACCCAGAACGUCACCAUCCUGAGAGAGGACUUGCAGGCCGUUUUUGAGCUGCUCGAAGAAGGCGAGGACAAGACUUAAAGCUGUAAAGACGUUGAUUGUAAUGCUCACACGGAACCCU
Molecule: messenger RNA, 2093 nt
Organism: Didymella exigua CBS 183.55
Lineage: Eukaryota; Fungi; Ascomycota; Dothideomycetes; Pleosporales; Didymellaceae
Exons: 1
Coding region: 59-2053 (664 amino acids)
Source: RefSeq, a predicted model, not a curated record